AUGACACAGAAACACUUGGAUGACGAGCUGGAGAAGCUUCAGGAGCACAGUCUGCAUCAACCUCCAGCACAGUCUGCAUCAACCUCCAGCACAGUCUGCAUCAACCUCCAGCACAGUCUGCAUCAACCUCCAGCACAGUCUGCAUCAACCUCCAGCACAGUCUGCAUCAACCUCCAGCACAGUCUGCAUCAACCUCCACCACAGUCUGCAUCAACCUCCAGCACAGUCUGCAUUAACCUCCACCACAGUCUGCAUCAACCUCCAGCACAGUCUGCAUCAACCUCCAGCACAGUCUGCAUCAACCUCCACCACAGUCUGCAUCAACCUCCAGCACAGUCUGCAUCAACCUCCACCACAGUCUGCAUCAACCUCCAGCACAGUCUGCAUCAACCUCCACCACAGUCUGCAUCAACCUCCACCACAGUCUGCAUCAACCUCCACCUCCACCACAGUCUGCAUCAACCUCCACCACAGUCUGCGUUCACAUCCACCUCCACCACAGUCUGCGUUCACAUCCACCUCCACCACAGUCUGCGUUCACAUCCACCUCCACCACAGUCUGCAUCAACCUCCACCACAGUCUGCAUCAACCUCCACCUCCACCACAGUCUGCGUUCACAUCCACCUCCACCACAGUCUGCGUUCACAUCUACCUCCACCACAGUCUGCGUUCACAUCCACCUCCACCACAGUCUGCAUCAACCUCCAACACAGUCUGCAUCAACCUCCACCACAGUCUGCAUCAACCUCCACCACAGUCUGCAUCAACCUCCACCACAGUCUGCAUCAACCUCCACCACAGUCUGCAUCAACCUCCAACACAGUCUGCAUCAACCUCCACCACAGUCUGCGUUCACAUCCACCUCCACCACAGUCUGCGUUCACAUCCACCUCCACCACAGUCUGCGUUCACAUCCACCUCCACCACAGUCUGCGUUCACAUCCACCUCCACCACAGUCUGCAUCAACCUCCAACACAGUCUGCAUCAACCUCCACCUCCACCACAGUCUGCGUUCACAUCCACCUCCACCACAGUCUGCAUCAACCUCCACCACAGUCUGCGUUCACAUCCACCUCCACCACAGUCUGCAUCAACCUCCAACACAGUCUGCAUCAACCUCCACCACAGUCUGCAUCAACCUCCACCACAGUCUGCAUCAACCUCCACCACAGUCUGCAUCAACCUCCACCACAGUCUGCAUCAACCUCCAACACAGUCUGCAUCAACCUCCACCACAGUCUGCGUUCACAUCCACCUCCACCACAGUCUGCGUUCACAUCCACCUCCACCACAGUCUGCGUUCACAUCCACCUCCACCACAGUCUGCGUUCACAUCCACCUCCACCACAGUCUGCAUCAACCUCCAACACAGUCUGCAUCAACCUCCACCUCCACCACAGUCUGCGUUCACAUCCACCUCCACCACAGUCUGCGUUCACAUCUACCUCCACCACAGUCUGCAUCAACCUCCACCACAGUCUGCGUUCACAUCCACCUCCACCACAGUCUGCAUCAACCUCCAACACAGUCUGCAUCAACCUCCACCACAGUCUGCAUCAACCUCCACCACAGUCUGCAUCAACCUCCACCACAGUCUGCAUCAACCUCCACCACAGUCUGCAUCAACCUCCAACACAGUCUGCAUCAACCUCCACCACAGUCUGCGUUCACAUCCACCUCCACCACAGUCUGCGUUCACAUCCACCUCCACCACAGUCUGCGUUCACAUCCACCUCCACCACAGUCUGCGUUCACAUCCACCUCCACCACAGUCUGCAUCAACCUCCAACACAGUCUGCAUCAACCUCCACCACAGUCUGCAUCAACCUCCACCACAGUCUGCAUCAACCUCCACCACAGUCUGCAUCAACCUCCACCACAGUCUGCAUCCACCUCCACCACAUUCUGCGUUCACAUCCACCUCCACCACAGUCUGCGUUCACAUCCACCUCCACCACAGUCUGCGUUCACAUCCACCUCCACCACAGUCUGCGUUCACAUCCACCUCCACCACAGUCUGCGUUCACAUCCACCUCCACCACAGUCUGCGUUCACAUCCACCUCCACCACAGUCUGCAUCCACCUCCACCACAGUCUGCAUCCACCUCCACCACAGUCUGCGUUCACAUCCACCUCUACCACAGUCUGCAUCCACCUCUACCACAGUCUGCAUCCACCUCUACCUCUUCCACAGUCUGCGUUUCACAUCUACCACAGUCUGCGUUCACAUCCACCACAGUCUGCGUCCACAUCUACCUCUUCCACAGUCUGCGUUCACAUCUACCACAGUCUGCGUUCACAUCCACCACAGUCUGCAUCAACCUCCACCACAGUCUGCGUUCACAUCCACCUCCACCACAGUCUGCAUCCACCUCUACCACAGUCUGCGUUCACAUCCACCUCCACCACAGUCUGCGUUCACAUCCACCUCCACCACAGUCUGCGUUCACAUCCACCUCCACCACAGUCUGCGUUCACAUCCACCUCCACCACAGUCUGCAUCAACCUCCAACACAGUCUGCAUCAACCUCCACCACAGUCUGCAUCAACCUCCACCACAGUCUGCAUCAACCUCCACCACAGUCUGCAUCAACCUCCACCACAGUCUGCAUCCACCUCCACCACAUUCUGCGUUCACAUCCACCUCCACCACAGUCUGCGUUCACAUCCACCUCCACCACAGUCUGCGUUCACAUCCACCUCCACCACAGUCUGCGUUCACAUCCACCUCCACCACAGUCUGCGUUCACAUCCACCUCCACCACAGUCUGCGUUCACAUCCACCUCCACCACAGUCUGCAUCCACCUCCACCACAGUCUGCAUCCACCUCCACCACAGUCUGCGUUCACAUCCACCUCUACCACAGUCUGCAUCCACCUCUACCACAGUCUGCAUCACCUCUACCUCUUCCACAGUCUGCGUUCACAUCUACCACAGUCUGCGUUCACAUCCACCACAGUCUGCGUCCACAUCUACCUCUUCCACAGUCUGCGUUCACAUCUACCACAGUCUGCGUUCACAUCUACCACAGUCUGCGUUCACAUCCACCACAGUCUGCAUCAACCUCCACCACAGUCUGCGUUCACAUCCACCUCCACCACAGUCUGCAUCCACCUCUACCACAGUCUGCGUUCACAUCCACCUCCACCACAGUCUGCGUUCACAUCCACCUCCACCACAGUCUGCGUUCACAUCUACCUCUACCACAGUCUGCUAGGUGUUGAUGUGAAGCAGUUUGAGGAUGGGGUAAAUGACAGCUUGAGUCUAUCGUGGCCCCGCAGCCGCCUCCCUCACGGCAGCUGCACACACUCACCGAGAAGAGGACGUCCACGAUGUGAGGAUAGAGGAUCAGUGGCUGCGCUUUACAACCCUGGAUUCCUCCUCCAUCCAUCAUCUGCUGUGAGGGUCCUGUCAGCCUCAGCACGGCUCCUCCCAGAGCGCCUUCACUGUCGGCAGCUUUCAAAUGUUCAAAGACGACUGUUUUUGGCUUUCAUCGCUUCUAAAGUUUAA
This is a messenger RNA of Knipowitschia caucasica, 3513 nucleotides long. Lineage: Eukaryota; Metazoa; Chordata; Actinopteri; Gobiiformes; Gobiidae. The record is from the annotation of a GenBank genome assembly.